AUGUCUGGAGAUGAAGCUGCACCUGCUGUUGUGCCUCCAGUUGCUGAGGCAGCUGCUGCUGCAAUCCCAGAGGACAUGGAUCUGUUGACCGCAUUGGAGUUGACACUAAGGAAAGCUCGUGCUCACGGUGGUGUGGUUCGUGGUCUCCAUGAAAGCGCUAAGCUUAUUGAGAAGCGUGUUGCUCAGCUCUGUGUCUUAGCUGAAGACUGCAACCAGCCUGAUUACGUCAAGUUGGUCAAAGCUCUUUGUGCUGACCACAACAUCAAUUUGCUUACAGUUCCAAGUGCCAAAACCCUCGGCGAAUGGGCUGGUCUCUGCAAGAUUGAUUCAGAGGGAAAUGCAAGGAAGGUUGUUGGGUGCUCAUGCCUUGUAGUCAAGGAUUACGGUGAGGAGACAACUGCUCUCAACAUCGUCAAGAAGCAUAUUGAAUCUAACUAA
This is a messenger RNA of Microthlaspi erraticum, 438 nucleotides long. Lineage: Eukaryota; Viridiplantae; Streptophyta; Magnoliopsida; Brassicales; Brassicaceae. The record is from the annotation of a GenBank genome assembly.